This is a messenger RNA of Aureobasidium musti, 2784 nucleotides long. The record is from the annotation of a GenBank genome assembly. Lineage: Eukaryota; Fungi; Ascomycota; Dothideomycetes; Dothideales; Saccotheciaceae.
AUGCCAGCAGAUAUUCGUAGUUUCUUCGGUGGCAAGCCGGCUGCUACACCACCGGCAAAAGAAGAAAAGAAGGCUCCUGUCAAAAGGGAAGAGCUAGAAAGGGUAGUACCAAAGAAGUCAACCACGACAAAAGCAGCAACAGCGAAACGCGCCGCAUCACCACAAGGCGAGGAAACAACGACUGCCGCCUACUUCGCCAGCAAGAACAAGCCAAAGCGAACUGCCGCCGCCACCAAAUCACAACUCGCUCCUCCCAAGAAAUCUCCUGCCAAACCUAUCAAAUCAGAAACAACUCCACCCGCUUCUACAGAUGACCUGAACCCUGACGACUUCCCUGACGACGACCUUGACGACGUUCCCGCAACAGACAUCAAGAAAGAAGACCCUCCUGUCGAAGACAUGCCUCCCAAAAAGCGUGCCGCCGCCACCACCAAGGCCAAGCCGACCAAGAUCAAAGAUGAAGACUACGAAGACGCCGACGUUGAGAUGAAAGAUGAUGACUUUGUCGCUCCCGACGAUGAUGACGACGACAUGGUUGUCGAAGAACCCACCAAAGCAAAAUCAAAGCCCAAGGCCAGCGCAAAGAGAAAGUCCAAGGACCUCGACACGGACGAAGAAGAAAAGCCCAAGCCAAAGAAACCUCGUGCUACCAAGAAGAAGGAGAAGGACCCACCAGUCGAAGACAGCGCGGAACUCAAGGCCAUCCUCGAUGAUAUCCCCUUGAUUCAAGCACCCGAUCCACCAGAUGAUAAUCCCGCCCCUGGAGCCGGUAGUCUCGCCAUUCCCGAGGGCAAUGAAAACUGUCUUGCUGGUCUAAGCUUUGUCUUCACUGGCCAGCUAACAUACCUUUCCAGAGAAGAGGGUCAGAAUCUGGUCAAGCGUUAUGGUGGAAAGUGCAUGACAGCCCCCAGCAAGAACACCAAUUACGUUGUGCUGGGAGCUGAGGCUGGUCCCAAGAAACUCGCUACCAUCAAGCAACACAAUCUCAAAGUCAUUGACGAACAAGGCCUCUGCGCUCUCAUCAAGAAGCUCCCUCCCAACGGCGGCAAUAGUGUUGCCGGCGCCAAGUUCGCGGAACAGCAAAAGAAGGAAGCCGACAAAAUCAAGAAAGCCGCCGAAGAGAUCGAAAAGGCAGAGCGGGAAAAGGCUGCCAAGGGUACUGCAUCUCAACCAAAGGGCAUUGCUGCCGACGGCACUGACAACAGACUCUGGACUGUCAAAUAUGCUCCCACUCAGCUCAGUCAGAUCUGUGGCAACAAAGGUCAAGUAGAAAAGCUGAGCAACUGGUUGCGCAACUUCCACAAGAACGCCCGUAAAGACUUCAAGCUGGCCGGAAAGGAUGGCAGUGGUACUUACAGAGCCGUCAUGAUCCACGGCCCUCCCGGUAUCGGCAAGACUACAGCAGCACAUCUGGUCGCAAAACUUGAAGGUUUUGAUAUUGUCGAAAGCAACGCCAGUGACACUCGCAGCAAGAAGUUGGUCGAAAGUGGUCUUAAGGGUGUCCUGAGCACAACUUCUCUCAUGGGCUACUUCUCUUCUGGCGAGGUUGAGGCAAGCAAGAAGAAGAUGGUCUUGAUCAUGGAUGAGGUCGACGGUAUGUCUGCUGGCGAUCGCGGUGGUGUCGGUGCGCUCGCAGCUGUCUGCAAGAAGACCCAGGUGCCGAUGAUUCUCAUCUGCAACGACCGCAAGCUCCCCAAGAUGAAGCCAUUCGACUUUGUCACGUUCGACAUGCCUUUCCGCCGUCCGAGCAACGACAUGAUCCGUGCUCGUAUCGCAACAAUCGCCCAUCGCGAAGGUCUCAAAAUGCCUCCAAACGUUAUGAACGCUUUGAUUGAAGGCACGGGAGCAGAUAUUCGCCAGGUUGUCAACAUGAUUUCUACAGCAAAGCUCGAUCAGUCUGCAAUGGACUACGACAAGGGCAAGGAGAUGUCCAAGGCCUGGGAAAAGCAUGUUGUCUUGAAGCCGUGGGACAUUACGAGCAAGAUUCUCGGGUUAUACUUCAACGACCACGAGUUCAGCCCUCUGAUGUUGCAAGAGAACUAUCUUGGUACAAAGCCGAUCCUAGCUGCAGACGCUCCUAAUGCAAAGAUGGCCAACCUCAAGACGCUCGAGCUAUCAAGUCAAGCAGCCGACAGUAUCUCGGACGGUGAUCUGGUCGACAGAAUGAUUCACGGCUCUCAACAGCAGUGGAGUUUGAUGCCUACACACGCCAUCAUGAGUUUUGUUCGUCCAGCCUCAUUCAUCGCAGGCUCUCAAGCUGGCAGUCAGACCCGCUUCACAACGUGGUUGGGUAAGAACAGUACUUAUGGCAAACUCAGCCGUCAAGUCAAGGAAAUUCAAGGUCACAUGCGUCUGCGCACUUCUGGAGACAGACAUGAGAUCAGACAGCAGUAUCUUCCCACAUUGUGGCAAAACCUUGUCAAGAAACUGGAAGUUGAAGGCAAAGGUGCAGUUCCCGAAGUCAUCCAGCUGAUGGAUCAAUACUUCCUUACUAAGGAUGACUUUGAUGCCAUUCUGGAACUUGGCGUGGGACCCAUGGACCAGGAACAGAUCAAGCUGGAAACACAGACAAAGGCCACCUUUACCAGGACGUACAAUGCACAGUCUCACCCUCUACCUUUCAUGAAGGCUUCCAGCGUCGUCAACCCAUCCAAGAAGAUCGCAAAGGACAAGCCCGAUCUCGAGGAAGCCAUGGACGACUCGGAAGAUGAAGCCAUUCUCAAGGAAGCAGCCGAAGACGAUGCCGAAGAAGAGGAAGACUUGGACCUUUCAAAGGACAAAUGA